Phanerochaete carnosa HHB-10118-sp is the source of this 2887-nucleotide messenger RNA. RefSeq lists its product as uncharacterized. NCBI's taxonomy places the organism in Eukaryota, Fungi, Basidiomycota, Agaricomycetes, Polyporales, Phanerochaetaceae. The record is from RefSeq and is a predicted model, not a curated record. The annotation marks the transcript as partial. The transcript is spliced from 13 exons.
CCUUAUCUUGCCCACCGCUUCGUCUCCCAGACCUACUCAGGUGCAGUGCGAUCUCAUUCCCGACUCAUCUAAGUCUACUGUGCAAACUGCAACAAUAUGAGCUACGAAGAAGACCGUCAUCUCGCCAGUGCUAGUGAGGAGCUCGAAGAACUCGCCAUCCGCGUAUCAUCGCUCCCUCCUCUUCUCGAUAAGACCGUCCAGCAUGUUUCUGGGGCCGUGAGCGGCGUCCAACAAGCCAUCGACAGCGACCUCGCUGCCCAGCUCGAACAGGUCGCUGAAUUUACCGCCGAUAACGUCAAAGUCAACGUCGAAGUGCUUGUGGACGUACUGGACUGUGUUAGCAAGAUCCACCCGUUCAUUGGAGUUGCGGCUCUCGCAUUCAAGGCAGCGGUCAAGCUAGAGAUGACCCGGCGAAAGAAUGAUAAACGAGUAUUACAGCUGCAUGCCGAUAUGUGCAAUAUGAUGCGUACCGUAGCUUGGCUCCAUGACUUUCAACGAGAGUACGUCAAGGGACAAGAAACCAUCGUGAUUGAAGACCGUCUCAAGUCCCGCGUGGAGGACAUUGCGAGCGAUAUCGAGGCGUGCGCCAAGAGCUGCGCCUACUUCCGGGACAAGGUGUUCAUUGUGAGGGUGCUUACUGGUCCCCAAUGGGAGCACAUCCUCUUGGACUUCUCCGAAAAGUUUGACACUCACCAGAAGGAGGUAGGUAGGACUUUGACGAUGAUCACAGCCUCGAAGUCCGCCCGCAGCUACGAGAAGUUGUUUAACAUGGAACAGCAACUCAAUAGAGUGGCGCUUUUCACUUCGCUUCGCCCUCGAGAAGAUCACAAGCUGCAGGAAUUUAUUGACGUUCACGGAGGCCCCAAUGCUGUCUGGGCAGACGAGGCCUUGCGGAAGGACCUCGAACGGUUGGUCGAGGAAAACGAAACAAAUCGGGAAGAUAAGCUAAUUUCUCACGCGACCAACAUCUUCGACGAAGUCGGGCAAGACUUGCAGUCGACGAUGCAAAGGCUGUUCAACGAAAACCAAACGUCCUUUGACGAGCAUUUCCAGUCGCGCUGGGAUAAUCUGCUGGCGACAUUUCGGGUGGCACUACAAGAAGGAAACAGCGAACAGAGCUCACGUACGGAAUUGCAAGACGAUGAUAUACGAGCACUGUGGUCAGACAUGAGAUGGGGCCGCCGGGAGCCAGCAGAUGUAGUCAUUUCCCAACUGCUGCUAGUCGCAGCAGAGAAGGUUCACGAGCAAGCUAUGGAUCGCUGGGCAUUGCAUUAUCUGAGCCCAAAGUAUUGGAAGCAGGGUCUGCUGGAAGCUAUUGAUGUUGAUGGUUCGGGCUACGUUACCAUUGCUGAGAUCAAUAGCUUUUCAGUACUGCGGCCACGAGGUCCUGAGGGCUGGAGUUUACCACGCUGGAUGGCAUAUUGGACAGUGGGUCAAGAGCUAGUUUUGAAGCAUUACUACGAUGCCAUCGACAAGCAACUCGUGCAGAUACGAGAUACCGCGACGCAUGCUCUGCCUUUCAACCGAGCGCUUGUGCAAAAGCUUCUCGGCGGGGGCAUAUUCUACACAUGCGACUGUAUCCUUGCGGGCGUAUAUCUCGUGGCAGAACGCAGGUCUCUGGAGCCUCUGGUUUUCGCGAAGUUUGAAAGUCGCGUGAGCGCCGAGGAAGACGAGCUCCGGCAGCUCCUAGAGUCCGUCAACUAUGAGCUUGACUCAUGCAUAAUGUCAUCAGUCGUCGGAUCCAGACGGCUAGAUACGAUCGUCCUUCCGUUGUUAUACCUGCUCCUCGAACGAGCGCUGAGAAUAAUGAAGGAAGCCGUCAAUGAGUCAUUGGAUCAGCAACAAGUACUUGGCUUACGCGCAUCCCUGUGGACGCUAUUACGUGCCAGCUAUCACAGAGUGGAAGAGAUAAGAGAUAUGUUUGUCACGCUAUCAUCCGACGAAAUUCUAGUUAAAGAGAAAAUCAAGAGGGUAUCCCUUGGCUUGUAUCGCUAUAUCUACUGCUAUGAUGAGCUGGGGACCUCGAAGUACCUCAACGACCAGAAGGCGCUUCGCCCCAGCUGUCUUACUCCGGGAUUCAGUCGUACUAGUCUGGAAACACAGCACUCCAGCCUCGGGUCUCUCGAACGAGCAUGGACAUACGGAGAAGUCGAGCAACUUCUUACGGAUACGCGGCACGAAUUGUACCCUUUUGUUCAGCUCUGCGUCGAGCAAGGUAUUAUGGCGAGCGAGGGCGAGCCAGCCGACGUCUUCUUGAACAUGGCUCGCGAAGCAAUCGCAAAAGCUGCCCAUUUGGGCGGACCUCUGGCCCACGUCGUAAACUCUCAGAAUCCUUUCUUGCGCUUUCUGACCCCCAGUCGAACGCGAGAGAUGCUGAUGUCGAGUGUAACACAAAUUGCGAAGCAAGCGCCUGCCCCCCAACUUCAGUUUUGCUGUGCCUUGGUGGACAGCGUCGUCAGAAGACAAAUUUUACAUUCACCAGUAACCUGUGACAGAUGCAGAAAGCGGACGAUUAACAUGACUCGACUUAUCUGCUUAACCUGUUCCGAGGAUGAGGAUUCUACAAGACGCGGACGAACCACGGACUACUGUGCAAGAUGUCUUUUUGACAACUUGCAACUACGUUGCGCCGUCUCCGAGCAUGAUCAGCAUUCAUUUCUACAAGUGCGACGGUUCACGUACAAUAAGUGGAGACACGCGUCUUUGAAGGAGGCGCGCGUGAUCUGGCAAAAACAGGCCGUCCUAUGUGGUCUCCUGGACGCACCAAGGACACAAUUGGGUGUCGAACGUCAUUCGCGAGGACCAGACGAGCGGGCCCUUUCGUGCCAGACUUGCCUAGAGCUCAUCACAUCCUCUUUCUGGUUUUGCUUAGACUGCCGUGAAGGUG